GCACCAGUAGUCUGGUAAACACUGUGUGAAAAAUUUAACUUGGAAAACCCCGCCACAUACUUUUAUACUUCAUAUUUUCAUUGCUACCGUAGUGCAAAGAAAAAUUCGCAAACAUUGUCCGCCUUAAACAAGUCGCCCACGGCUACAACCACUACAAAAUGCAUCUCACCACAACGACCAACAGCGUCGCUGCCAACAAUGCGGGCGCGACUCAAAAUACCAACAACAAUACAAAUAAUUCCAGUUCAAAUAAUAAUGGCGGCAGUAAUAAUAGCGCAACGAAUGGCAACAACAAUUCUAAUGAACAAAAUACACCGCCAACAGCAGCUCAAUUGCUGAAUGAAGCCUACACAAAAAUGACCUCCGACAUAUUGGCGGAACGGACAUUAGGCGAUUUUCUGACAGAACAUCCUGGUGAGCUGAUACGUACCAGUAGUCCGCUCUUCGUUUGCACCGUACUGCCGCCACAUUGGCGUUCGAAUAAGACUCUGCCAGUCGCCUUCAAGGUCGUGUCGUUGGGUGAUAUUAUGGAUGGCACUAUGGUGACGGUACGCGCUGGCAAUGACGAGAACUACUGCGCUGAAUUGCGGAAUUGUACGGCUGUUAUGAAGAAUCAAGUGGCGAAAUUCAAUGAUCUAAGGUUCGUGGGACGCAGCGGCAGAGGGAAGAGCUUCACACUCACAAUUACUGUUUCUACGAAUCCGCCACAUAUUGCCACUUACAAUAAAGCGAUCAAAGUGACAGUGGAUGGACCACGUGAGCCACGUUCAAAGACCAUGUUGUCGCUUUUAGGACAACAGCAACAAUUCCAUUUCGCAUUCGGACAACGACCGUUCCAUUUCUCAGCCGAUCCAUUGUCGGGAUUCCGUAUGCCGCCAAUUGGAAAUUGUCAAAGUGCUGGUAAUACACACUGGGGUUACGGCUCAGCAUCUGCUUACUCACCAUACUUGGCUGGUAGUGGUCUUUCCUCCUGCACAACUCCAUCAUCGGCUCAAUUUAAUAAUCCAGCACUUGGCUUUACCUGCUCCUCCAACGAUCAGUCAAACAAUCAGGACUUUACGGGCGGCACAAAUCGCGAUUGUGUACCAAUGCUACCCGACUCUACGGCCACCGAUUUGGAUCAGCAUUUGAGUAACCUGGUUGGCUCUACCACCGGACAAAUGACACAUCACAGCCUGCUGGGCUCCAGCGGUCAAUCGGCAAUUUCCUCCACCGUCAAUGGCGUCGGCGUCGGUUCGAAUUCGAUUUUGGUGCCACGCUAUCAUCAUAGCAAUACCAACAACGAUUACAAUGUACACUCCAGCCAAAAUGGGCCACGAAGUUUGAGCGAUUCCUCGCAAGCCGAAUCGCCGGUACAGGAAGAUCUGCUCACUACGAAUACACCAAAUUUAGGAGGUGGUGGUGGAGCAGGCGCUGGCGGUGGCGGCGGCGGCGCUGGUGCCAAUGGCUCAAACAACGGCAGCGCUAAUGGCAGCAGCGGUGCCGGCGGUGGCAGCGGAUCUAACUCUUCAGCGGCAAACAAUUCGCUUGUCGGCGCCAACCAAAACUUUCCCGGGCUGGUAAAUCAGACACAGAACCCCGCCGUCUAUAGUGGUGGUAGCAGCGCCGGCGUUGGUGUCGGCGUAGGCGUGGGCGGUGGAGGUGCAGGCGCAACCGGUGCUGGCUGUAAUGGUUCGCUCUAUCCCGUGCUGCCGGCAAGUCUACUCUACUCUCAACUCUACACAGCGGCCAAUCAGACACAUGGCUUUCACUCGCAUGCACUAACACCCACACACGCCUCGCCCAACUCGUCGGUACACGGCGCCGAACUGCAAAGCGUUAUGGAUCAUAUCAACAAUGUGGGCGUGGGAGUGGGUGUGGGCGUACGUCAGCAGCACAACAUUAUGGCCGGUGGUGGUGUAACGCAUCCGGGUGAUCUGACGUUGAUCGGCAAUUGUGGUGCGUCGGUGCGAAAUAUCGAGGAUGGCAGCAAUACGCAACGACAGGUCGCCGCAUUGGCUGCACAUCGCGGACACCACACACCCACCGAUAAUGGGGGCAGCGUGUGGCGGCCAUAUUGA
Rhagoletis pomonella (apple maggot) is the source of this 2060-nucleotide messenger RNA. RefSeq names its product protein lozenge (gene RunxA). The transcript is spliced from 5 exons. Gene Ontology annotation, molecular function: RNA polymerase II cis-regulatory region sequence-specific DNA binding; DNA-binding transcription factor activity, RNA polymerase II-specific; ATP binding. The coding region runs from base 159 to 2060 and encodes 633 amino acids. Gene Ontology annotation, biological process: regulation of DNA-templated transcription. NCBI's taxonomy places the organism in Eukaryota, Metazoa, Arthropoda, Insecta, Diptera, Tephritidae. The record is from RefSeq and is a predicted model, not a curated record. Gene Ontology annotation, cellular component: nucleus.